Molecule: messenger RNA, 672 nt
Organism: Trichomonas vaginalis G3
Lineage: Eukaryota; Parabasalia; Trichomonadida; Trichomonadidae
Exons: 1
Coding region: 1-672 (223 amino acids)
Biological process (GO): DNA damage response
Molecular function (GO): single-stranded DNA binding
Source: RefSeq, a predicted model, not a curated record
AUGUGCGGAAGAUUCGCAUUAAAUAGAGCAUUGACACAACUUCUUGCAAAUGUUAAUGCAAGACGCAUACAAGAGAAUGGGUUCCAGUUCAACCCAUCAAAUAAUAUUUCUCCUACAAAUCCAGCACCAAUUCUUGCAAAUCAAAUCAUUCAGCUUCUGAAAUGGGGCAUUCAGACUGGCUCUCAACCUCUAAUCAAUGCUAGAAGUGAAACAGUUGUUGAGAAAUUUAAUAAGGAUAUAAUGACAAGAAGAUGCGUCAUCCCUGCCGAUGGAUAUUUCGAGUGGAACAAGCAGAGCCAACCAUACUUCUUCCAUAAGAGAAAUAAUGAGUUAUUAUUCCUUGCAGGAUUUUACACACAACAUAACGAGUUUGUUAUAUUGACACGCGACUCAGUUAAUGAUAUCAAGAAAGUACAUCCAAGAAUGCCAAUCAUUCUUUCUCAAGAUGAGAUCGCAUUAUGGGAAUCUCCAAAAUUCGAGUAUUUCCUCAAAUGCAAUCCACCACAAAUUUACUUCUAUCCUGUUUCCAGAGAAGCUCUUCGCCCAGGUUAUACAGGAGCUGAUUGUGUUAAGCCAAUUAACGGAUCAAAGCAACAACUAACAAUGAUGGAUAUGUUCAAAUCUGUGAAAAAGGAUAAACCCGAUCUGAAGACUAUGCUUGUCAAGGCAUGA